ACUCCUCAGGGUGUGAAUGAGACACAUCCGCGCCACCCCAGGGCCUGAUGUAACAUUAGCGAACUGAGCUCGCGACAAAUGGCCGUCUGCUUUCUAUCUCUGUGUGGGAAAAAAACAAUCCAUCUGGGUAUUUUACCGACAAAACUGUGCAGAGUCAGGACCCGUAUUGGCUUCUCAAGCACUGCUGCGGAGAGGCGCACUACAGGAGAUGACUGCCACAACGAUGAUGGUGAUGAAGAGCAAAGUCUCAAUGUAACGCAUGUCCGGAUGUUAGAGAUGAAAGCCAACAAGCUGGAGGAGCAGGUCCGGGAUCUCACUCAACGAUACAAAAGGGCUUUGGCUGACUCGGACACCGUUCGGAGAAGAACUCAGAAGUUUGUGGAGGACGCAAAGACCUUUGGAAUUCAAAGUUUUUGCCGUGACCUAGUGGAGGUGGCAGACCUGCUGGAUAAAGCUGCAGAAGGCGUGGAUGUAGAGGGCACUCAGAAUCUGUCCGAAAUAAAGAACAAACUGCAACAGGUGUUUGCCAAGCAUGGGCUGGAGAAGAUGAGUCCUGUGGGUGGCACAUACGACCCCUACCAACAUCAGAUAGUGUGCCAUACCCCAGCUGAAGGGUUCGAGCCUGGCACCAUAGCCACUGUGAAGCAAGACGGUUACAUGCUGCAAGGGCGCACUAUUCGCCAUGCACGUGUGGGGAUCGCUGUGAAAACACAGGACUCUUGAUUUCACUUUUGUGUUGGCCAUACUCUUGUCCUUUUUCUGUUUUUCAUCUACGUUAUUAAUCCCCAAGGGGAAAUUUGGGAAUAUGUAUGUGUGCACACAUAUAAUAUAGCAAUUUUGAUUCGCUCCCUAAGACCCUGUUCACGCUUGAUAUUAACAUUUGAUUCAGAUGAUCGGAACACAAACGGACGACGUUAAGUACAAGUGUGAAUGGGGUCAGAUGCGUCUUGCAGAGGUGCCAAAGUGGCCUGAUCCGGCUCUGACCACAUCAAAAGGCUCCGUAGUGUUGCCAGGUUCACCAUUUUCACGCUGAAUAGAGCUACCUUUUGAACUACCCAGACAUGCUUUUGAUGCAUGUAACAGGCUGAUUUUUUCCCAUGGCUUUUGCGUGUUACUUUCUUUAUCUUUCUUAAAUCUCUGUAUUUUAAAUGUUCAUACCAGCCACGCAAAGUCUCCUCUUACAUGCAUGCACCUUCUUACCAUUCUCAACAUAAGCUCCAUUCGUCAAAUGUGUCGGUGGAUUGGUUUACACAUUCACACUGCUGGAAUUUUUUUUUUUUUUUUUGGUGACAGUGUCAUAAUAUGAGAGAAUUUUAGCACCUUGGUGCAAAAUCUGAAUGGGGCCUAUGAUAAUUGUUCAUUUAUGUAGUUUACAAUAAGGUUUUUUUUUUUUUUUUUUUUUUAAUUUAUUUCAGUCUACAGUUUUUUUUCUUGAAUAUAUUAUUUUGUUAGAUUUUGUAUUAUCCCUUUUUUUUUAUAAAAUGUUUUUUUUUUUUCAUGUGGUUCAUUUAUUGUUUACCGGAAUCGGUAAUGAAAAUAAGACAGCAUUUGUAUAUAUGAGGACAUGAGGCCAACCAUACUGAAAACUAGCUUAUAUUUAUUUGUAUCUUAAAUUUAAUCUAGUGUCACUCACUGGACCUUGUUUUUGGGAAAAAUUUCAUUUCCUUUUGUGUUCCCAUGGAAUUAUCAAAAUGUUAAACAUCCCCUUAUUAAUAUUGACACAAAGGCUUUGCACUGUUAUGAUAAUAUUUGUAUUUUGGAGAAUAUUUCCCCUUUAUAUGAUGGAAGAACAAGGACAAAAUGAGUAAUGAUGGUUUACUCAACAUUUGUUGUUGAACAAACUGACAAUUUGGAAAAGUUUGUGGUUUCGUGCCUUUAAUGAUAGAUCAGCAGUGUCAGAAUAACAAACUUCAGCAUUUCCUUGUUUAAUAAUUGUCGAGCUUUGAAAUGAUGGUGCACCUUACAUUGGUAUAUGAAGUUCACACGAGGUAGAGAGGAACUUGUCUGAUAUUUAUAUUUGAAGUCAUGCAAAAUUUAAGUUUUGUGAUUUGUGUAGUUCACAAUCCAGUGUGAAUUAGACUUUUGCUUGAAGUUCAAUAUGGGAAAUUUGUAAUUUGUGUGUAUGAUAUCAGUGAUGUAUGGCAUGUUUAUCAAUCAUUAUUUUUGUUAAAAUAAUAUUAAAAUGUAAAACAUUGUGUAA
Pangasianodon hypophthalmus (striped catfish) is the source of this 2200-nucleotide messenger RNA. It is a transcript of the gene grpel2, whose product is annotated as GrpE-like 2, mitochondrial. Gene Ontology annotation, molecular function: protein homodimerization activity; adenyl-nucleotide exchange factor activity; protein-folding chaperone binding. Gene Ontology annotation, cellular component: PAM complex, Tim23 associated import motor. The transcript has 4 exons. The coding region runs from base 79 to 723 and encodes 214 amino acids. The record is from RefSeq and is a predicted model, not a curated record. Gene Ontology annotation, biological process: protein import into mitochondrial matrix; protein folding. Lineage: Eukaryota; Metazoa; Chordata; Actinopteri; Siluriformes; Pangasiidae.